AUGACCGAACCACUCCGCUCCUCGACGACCAAGAGCGGAUACGUCCUCCCUGCAAUAUGGAGCUUUCCGCCGUUCUUCACUCUCCAACCCAACCCCUCGACACAAGCGCAUCAGAUCGCGCUGUGGUCCGAGCUCAUACUUGGCUGGGCAAAGCACGACCGCGUGUUUAGCGUCAAUGUUGAUUCCCCCGAGCCAGGAGAGGUGUUCUCUAAUGCCAAGAUUCAGCGCCGCCUUCUCCCGCCUGCAUUGCGGCAGGUCCUAGCGCACAUGGCUGAACAAGGAACCGUCGUAGCCGAGACCAAGGGCGGGUCCACGUACCUGCUUUACUGGCGCAAGCCUGAAGAAUGGGGUCAGGUUAUCCACGACUGGGUAACGGACAGUGGCCAGACAGGGUCCAUCAUGACCUUCUAUGAGAUCACGGACGGCGACCUCUCUUACUCGACAGAGUUUAUCGGAUUGCCGGCAUCACUGCUGCGACGUAGCCUCGAGACACUGGUCAAGAAGGGCAAGGCGCAGUUGAUUCGCAGUGGCGACGGGGAGGGUGAUGGCGUGAGGUUCCUUUAG
Messenger RNA from Cutaneotrichosporon cavernicola, 564 nucleotides. RefSeq lists its product as uncharacterized. NCBI's taxonomy places the organism in Eukaryota, Fungi, Basidiomycota, Tremellomycetes, Trichosporonales, Trichosporonaceae. Gene Ontology annotation, biological process: protein transport to vacuole involved in ubiquitin-dependent protein catabolic process via the multivesicular body sorting pathway. The record is from RefSeq and is a predicted model, not a curated record. Gene Ontology annotation, molecular function: structural molecule activity; protein homodimerization activity. The coding region runs from base 1 to 564 and encodes 187 amino acids. Gene Ontology annotation, cellular component: ESCRT II complex. The transcript has 6 exons.